Molecule: messenger RNA, 300 nt
Organism: Limanda limanda (common dab)
Lineage: Eukaryota; Metazoa; Chordata; Actinopteri; Pleuronectiformes; Pleuronectidae
Product: otogelin-like
Exons: 3
Coding region: 1-300 (99 amino acids)
Biological process (GO): G protein-coupled receptor signaling pathway
Cellular component (GO): extracellular region; bursicon neuropeptide hormone complex
Molecular function (GO): neuropeptide hormone activity; G protein-coupled receptor binding
Source: RefSeq, a predicted model, not a curated record
AUGUCUCAAACGUUGAUGGAGCACGUUCACACCCUCUGGUUUCAACUGGUGACGGUGAGGAUGACGAUCAGAAAGAACGACUGUCGCAGUAACAGGCCGGUGAACAUCGUGUCAUGUGACGGGAAGUGUCCGUCCGCCAGCAUCUACAACUACAACAUCAACACGUACGCUCGCUUCUGCAAGUGCUGCCGGAAGACGGGGCUGCAGCGGCGCUCGGUGCAGCUCUACUGCAGCGGCAACGCAACCUGGGUCAGCUACAGCAUCCAGGAGCCCACCGACUGCUCCUGCCAGUGGUCCUGA